GAACCCCCCUCAACAACCACGGCCGCCAUAGCGAUACGAUCUAUCCAGCCAACAGGAAGCAGCGGCAGCGAGGAGGGAGGAGAAGCCGAGGCCGCCCGCCGCCGACGAGGAAGAAGAAGGCGGCCGGAGGGGAGGGGAGGGGAGAGGGAGAUGGCGUACAGGGCGGAGGACGACUACGACUACCUGUUCAAGGUGGUGCUGAUCGGGGACUCCGGGGUGGGCAAGUCCAACCUGCUCACCCGCUUCACCCGCAACGAGUUCAGCCUCGAGUCCAAGUCCACCAUCGGCGUCGAGUUCGCCACCCGCAGCAUCCACGUCGACGACAAGGUCGUCAAGGCCCAGAUCUGGGACACCGCCGGCCAGGAGAGGUACCGGGCGAUCACGAGCGCGUACUACCGCGGGGCGGUCGGCGCCCUGGUCGUCUACGACGUCACGAGGCACGUCACAUUCGAGAACGUCGAGAGGUGGCUGAGGGAGCUCAAGGACCACACGGACGCCAACAUCGUGAUCAUGCUCGUGGGGAACAAGGCGGACCUGCGCCACCUCAGGGCCGUCCCUUCCGAGGACGCCAAGGCGUUCGCCGAGAGGGAGAACACCUUCUUCAUGGAGACGUCCGCCCUGGAGGCCAUGAACGUCGAGGACGCCUUCACCGAGGUGCUCUCCCAGAUCUACCACGUGGUGAGCAAGAAGGCCCUCGACAUCGGCGACGACCCCGCCGCGCCUCCCAAGGGCAAGACCAUCAGCGUCGGCUCCAAGGACGACGUGUCCGCGGUGAAGAAAUCCACCUGCUGCUCGUCUUAGCUUAAGCUCAGGAUGGUGGCAUCUUAUACAGUAGGGGGGAGGGCACUAUGUUAUUGCAGUCAUAGUCCUCAUUUGUAUUCAUGCGCUAUCGAGUGUCUCAAUGUUCAUUUUGCCAUAUUUUUCAUACAUUUGAUUCGUUCACGACUACAGCUUUUGCUGGUAUAGUUUAGGGGUUUGGAAGUGUGAGGUUAUCGUGAAUUUCUUAUAGGCCUUUUCCUUGGAUGUGUUUCUACCUCUUGGGUCUGUGUAUUCCUGAAUCUGCUUAUUUAUACAAUUCCAUUUCGUUCA
Hordeum vulgare subsp. vulgare (domesticated barley) is the source of this 1089-nucleotide messenger RNA. Its product is annotated as ras-related protein RABA1f-like. Gene Ontology annotation, molecular function: GTP binding; GTPase activity. Lineage: Eukaryota; Viridiplantae; Streptophyta; Magnoliopsida; Poales; Poaceae. The transcript is spliced from 2 exons. The coding region runs from base 151 to 801 and encodes 216 amino acids. The record is from RefSeq and is a predicted model, not a curated record. Gene Ontology annotation, cellular component: endosome.